This is a messenger RNA of Pseudovirgaria hyperparasitica, 1763 nucleotides long. Its product is annotated as molybdenum cofactor biosynthesis prote. The record is from RefSeq and is a predicted model, not a curated record. Lineage: Eukaryota; Fungi; Ascomycota; Dothideomycetes; Acrospermales; Acrospermaceae. Gene Ontology annotation, molecular function: GTP 3',8'-cyclase activity; 4 iron, 4 sulfur cluster binding; metal ion binding. The transcript is spliced from 3 exons. Gene Ontology annotation, biological process: Mo-molybdopterin cofactor biosynthetic process. The coding region runs from base 229 to 1590 and encodes 453 amino acids.
UGCCUCAGGCACCACACGUCUUCCAGCAACUAUUGACUUUUCAGGCAUUCAGGCAUAUACAGAUAGCUGAUCUCUCUAAACCAACUACUCCGCACUUUGUAAUGGACUCGGGAGUAUGCAAGUCAGCAUGCGUCACCACAACAAAUAGUAACAGCUUCUCAGUCACUCCUUUGGACUCAGGCGAUGGCGAACAUCUCACAGAUGCCUUCAUAGGAGCAUUUCACCAUCAUGGACCGGCUCAUAUUGUCCAGACCCAGACACGGUGCGUUGCGCUGCGUACAACGGAUUGCUCGAUGCAGUGGCAAAGAACAUACUUCUGUACUUCGGGGAUACAAACACUCGGCCAAGAGCAUAUCUACUGCGGCAGCUUCCGAGACAUACAAUGACUCUAGAGCUGAUCCCUUGGAAUCUGGCGGUUCGUCUGCUCGAAACGUCGCCUCCAGCGGUCGAAGAGACGCGAUCAAAAACGCGAAACCCUUUUCUGAUUUCUUAACUGAUACCUUUAAUCGACAACACGACUAUUUGCGAAUCAGUCUCACAGAACGUUGCAAUCUGCGAUGUCUAUAUUGUAUGCCUGAAGAGGGUGUACCGUUGUCUCCCCAAUCGCAUCUUCUCACCACCCCGGAAAUAUAUUAUCUAUCCUCUCUUUUCGUCUCUCAGGGUGUUACCAAAAUUCGAUUGACCGGCGGCGAACCUACUAUUCGGCGAGAUAUACUUCCUUUAAUGCAACAGAUUGGUUCUUUGCGACCAAAUGGUCUGAAAGAAUUGGCCAUUACCACCAACGGAAUAUCUUUACAUCGCAAACUGGAUAGCAUGGCGGAAUCAGGUCUGACUGGUGUCAACCUAAGCUUGGAUACUCUCGACCCAUUCCAGUUCCAAAUCAUGACUCGCCGAAAGGGUUUCGAUGCUGUGAUGAAGAGUAUUGAACGCAUCCUCGAAAUGAACAAGCUUGGAGCGGGCAUAAAGCUAAAGGUCAAUUGUGUCGUGAUGCGUGGGUUGAACGAGCGCGAAAUCGUACCAUUUGUAGAGAUGGGCCGUGAGAAAGACAUUGAGGUCCGUUUCAUCGAGUACAUGCCAUUCGAUGGCAACAAAUGGAGUCGAGGUAAAAUGCUCCCGUAUCAAGAGAUGCUUGAUAUGAUUCGCGAGAAAUAUCCAGGUCUCCGCAAAGUACAAGAUCAUAAGAAUGACACCAGUAAAACCUUCGAGGUCCCUGGGUUUGUGGGAAAGGUUGGCUUUAUCACGAGCAUGACACACAACUUUUGUGGCACAUGUAAUAGACUCAGAAUCACCAGCGAUGGAAGUCUCAAGGUCUGCCUCUUUGGAAAUACAGAAGUCUCUCUCCGGGAUCUUCUUCGAAAGGGCAAUAAAGACCAACCGAUUGACGAAGCCUCGUUCGAAGCCUUGAAGCAAAUCGAAAUGGAUCGGCACCAAGGCUUGCUUCCGAGAGGAACGGCACUCGGUUGGAGUGGGCGUGAGCAGGAACUUCUCAACGUUAUUGGAGCCGCUGUGAAACGAAAGAAGGCCGGUCACGCUGAGCUUGGCGAGUUGGAAAACAUGAAGAAUCGACCCAUGAUACUUAUUGGUGGGUGAUUAGGCUCCUUAUCUACCUAAAGCCGCAUUUCUUGAUUGUCAUAAUGACACAAACAUCCAUACGCACAAUAUCGCUCAGCCCGCAUGAACAAGCUAGGUACUUCUCAUCCCAGUCGGUCAGCCCGAUCAUCCGCACUAGCUGCGCCAUGGUCUCAUAUACCCUUCCAUAUGUU